AUGGAGAGGAACCCGGCUCUCCGGCUGGCGAGUCUCUUGCAGUCUUGCAUCGAGAAGAAAUCGCAUUUAUCAGCAGCAAAGAUCCUCCAUACUCGCAUCCUCCGCUCCGGCCUAUACGCCGACACUUUCCUGUCCAACCGUCUGAUUGAGCUCUACUCCAGAUGCAACAGUGCGAACAAUGCCCGCAAGCUGUUCGACGCAAUUCCCAACAAGAACAUAUACACAUGGAACGCGAUCUUGAGCGAAUACUGUCGGAUGGGAGAGUUGGAAGAUGCCUUCAUGGCGUUCGACGAAAUGUCCGAGAAAAACACCGUGUCCUGGAACAACUUGAUCAGCGCAUUGGUGCGUGGUGGGUUUGAGAGACGGGCGUUGGAUGUUUAUGAUAAGAUGGUGUUGGAAGGGUUUUUGCCCACGCAUUGCACGUUGGCAAGUGUUUUGAGUGCUUGCGGUGGUUUGUUGGAUGUGGAGUGUGGCAGGAGGUGUCAUGGCCUUGCUGUAAAGGUUGGACUUGAGCUGAAUAAGUACGUGGGUAAUGGUCUGCUGUGUGUUUAUGCUAAGUGUGGUUUUCUUAGGGACGCCACUCAACUGUUUAAGGAUAUGCCUGAACCGAAUGAAGUAACUUUCACUGCGAUGAUGGGUGGGUUGAGCCAGACGGACAGAGUUGGAGAGGCAUUAGAGAUGUUUAGGUUGAUGUGUAGGAAAGGGGUCCGGGUUGAUAGUGUCUCGUUGUCUAGUGUUUUGGGUGUUUGUUCUAGAGGAACGAGUAGAGAAGCUUCAUUCAACGACCAGAGAGAUCGGUUCGCGAGCAAUAUUCAUGGUAAGCAGGUCCAUGGACUCGCAAUCAAACUGGGAUUUGAGAACGGUCUUCACUUGGGGAAUUCUUUGCUUGAUAUGUAUGCAAAGUAUGGGGAUAUGAAUAGUGCUGAAAAGGGUUUCGAUAAUAUGGCCUGCUAUAGCACUGUUUCUUGGAAUAUAAUGAUCGCCGGGUACGGGCAAAGCUACCAACUUCAGAAAGCCAGAGAAUUUCUUCAGAAAAUGCAGAACCUUGGGUUUGAACCUGAUGAGGUCACCUGUAUUAACAUGCUCGCAGCAUGUGCAAAGUCGGGAGAUAUGGAGACUGCAAAGCUCAUGUUUGAUAACAUUUCUCGCCCCAGUACGAGUUCAUGGAAUGCUAUACUAUCAGGGUAUCUCCAGAUUGGGAACAACCAGGAAGUUGUUAAAUUGUUUAGAGAAAUGCAGUUCCAAAGUGUACCGUGUGAUAGAACAACCUUGGCUGUUGUUCUUAGCUCUUGCACAGCUAUGGGGCUCUUGGAAGCAGGAAAACAGGUUCAUACUGCUUGGCAGAAGGGUUCUUGUCAUAAUGACUUAUACGUUGCUAGUGGUCUUAUAGCUGUGUAUUCUAAGUGUAGCAAGCUUGAGAUAGCAAAAUGCAUAUUCGAGAACUUGCCUCAACUGGAUAUUGUUUGCUGGAAUUCUGUUAUUGCAGGAUAUGCAAUCAAUUCUUUACACAAAGAAAGUUUUACUGUUUUCAAGAAGAUGCGCCAAAAUGGGAUGUCUCCAAACCAGUUUACUUAUGCAACUGUUCUAAGUUCCUGUUCAGAACUAGGUUCUUCAUCUCAAGGAAGACAAGUGCACUCGCAGAUCAUAAAAGAUGGGUUCACCAAUGAUGUCUUUGUAGGAAGCACUCUUAUUGGUAUGUACUGCAAACGUGGUGAGGUAGAUGAGGCCCGCCAUUUUUUCGAUAUGAUGCCUAGCAAAAGUAUUGUUACCUGGAACGAGAUGAUUCAUGGGUAUGGCCAAGGUGGACAAGGCGAUGAAGCUGUUGGCAUUUACGGGGAGAUGAUUGAAGUUGGCGAGAAACCUGAUAGCAUAACCUUCAUCGCUGUUUUGACCGCUUGCAGCCACUCCGGUUUGGUGGAUGCAGGACUUGAAAUCUUUGAUUCAAUGCUGCAAGACCAUGGAGUAGAGCCAAUUUUGGAUCACUAUACUUGUAUAAUUGAUGCAUUGGGCAGAGCUGGUCGUUUCCAUGAGGCAGAAAUCAUACUGAAUAAGAUACCAUAUAAGGAUGACCCAAUUGUAUGGGAGGUUCUGCUUAGCUCUUGUAGGCUCCACGAUAAUGUGAGCUUAGCUAGAAGGGCGGCAGAUGAACUCUUCCGUCUGGAUCCUCAAAAUUCGUCCCCGUAUAUCCUUUUGGCCAACAUCUAUACUUCUCUUGGAAGAUGGGACGAGGCAAAUGCUGUGAGAGAGCUGAUGGGUAACCGGCAUAUUACCAAGGAUCCAGGUUACGCUUAUAUUGAGCUUGAAGCUGGACCACAAUCAUCAACUUGGGUUGAAAAUCUGAUGAUGUCCAACAAUGAAUUUCUUACAGCAAAUGGGCCUGACCAUCUUUCUAUGAGCCAGAGGCGAUUGCGGUCUCAUGGACAGGAGCAGAGCGAUAUUGUGGCCGAGGAUCAAAUGCAUAAUCAGAUUUGGACUCUUGACUCUCGAGAAGGAGGAUCACGACCGAUGUGCCUAGACAGAAAGAAGACCUCCGCCAUUGGCGGUUCGACGCAGUACAAGAGCACCAGCAGUAAUAACGAAGGAGCAAGCCAGAGUGGACGGCGGAGAAGACGGGACAGGCUGGCUGCGCUGUGCAAGAAGAUAGUCCAACAUUUGAUUCGAGGAGAAAAUGGUAGCGGCAUGGUGACGGAGCCGUAUCAGUCGCUGAACAGCAAGCCGUCGCCUUUGCAGCUGCAUAAGACCAGCUACGGGGUGGCUGCGGCGACGAGGAAGCGAGCUCUGCUCAUCGGGGUCACGUACAAGAGCUGGAAGCACAGGCUGAAAGGAACCAUCAAUGAUGUCAGGAACAUGAGGUCAGGGGACUCGCUGGUGUUCUAUUUCUCCGGCCACGGAGUCCGACAGCCGGACUUCGACCACGAUGAGCAGGACGGGUUCGACGAGACCAUUUGCCCAGCAGAUUUUAUGGAAGCCGGGUUGAUUUCCGACAACGAUAUCAACGAAGCCAUUGUGUGGCCACUGAAGAACGGUGUCACUCUUCACGCCAUCGUUGAUUCUUGCCACAGCGGGACCAUUCUCGAUCUUGCCUUUCUCUACAACAAUGAUCGGAGAAAGUGGGAAGACAAUCACCCUCCGUCGGGUGUCAGGAAACACACGGACGGUGGAUUGGCUAUCUGCAUAAGCGCCUGUGAAGACAGCGAAUUAGCAGUGGAUACCUCGGCUUUUGGGAAGGGAAUGAGUGGAGCCAUGACAUAUAUACUGGUGGAGGUGGUGAAGCAAUUCCCAAGCCCGACGUAUGGCGAUCUGAUGGAGUUGAUCCACGAGGCCCUGGCUGAGGUUAACAACAGCGGAUGCUUCUUAUCGCGCGCCUUCAGGUCUAUGUUGCAUAACAAGAUAUUGCAGAAGCCGUUGCUGUCAGCUUCCCGACCAUUUGAUGUCGGCACCAAACACUUCAUUUUGUGAACCUAUCCUACUAGUUGGCCCGAUUGAAGAACUAUAUAUACCAAAGCAACAUCCUAUAUGUAUUUGGUGCUCAUUGCUUGUGAUGCCGAGACUUUAGUUAUUUCCUUUCGAUUAAUGCAUUUCAUUUAAAAAAUAAUUAUUUAGUGUCGAUUUUAAACAAAUGCCAAAAAACCGUCAUAAAAACCUGUGGGCCGAAGAAGAUUGAAGGCCUGACAAGGUUCUGGCCGCUCAAACCUGUUGGCUUGUGUGCUAGACGAUAUUUAUCAUCGGUUUUAAACCGCCACAAAAACUUUUUAGAUGUACUUACCUUUUUGGUAUAUCCCUAUAUCCCAC
This is a messenger RNA of Linum tenue, 3792 nucleotides long. The record is from the annotation of a GenBank genome assembly. Lineage: Eukaryota; Viridiplantae; Streptophyta; Magnoliopsida; Malpighiales; Linaceae.